Molecule: messenger RNA, 450 nt
Organism: Leptopilina boulardi
Lineage: Eukaryota; Metazoa; Arthropoda; Insecta; Hymenoptera; Figitidae
Product: protein stunted-like
Exons: 4
Coding region: 121-294 (57 amino acids)
Biological process (GO): proton motive force-driven mitochondrial ATP synthesis
Cellular component (GO): mitochondrial inner membrane
Molecular function (GO): proton-transporting ATP synthase activity, rotational mechanism
Source: RefSeq, a predicted model, not a curated record
CAGAGUUCUACUUUAUCGACAGAAGUCAGUUAAAGGACAGAGAGUUGGUUAUAACCUAACUUUUGCUAAAAAAAAAAUUUGUCAGGCUUUUUAAACAAAUUACACAUUUAAUUAAUAAUCAUGUCGGUGUGGAGACAAGCAGGACUUAAUUACAUCAAUUAUUCACAAAUUGCUGCUCGUCUUCUUAGACAGGCACUUAAAACGGAUAUGAGGGCAGAAGCUGCAAAACGAGACGAAGCAAAUGUUAAAUUUACACAAUGGAAAGAUGGAAAACCUAUUACUGAGAAGGCUUAAAAAAAAAACAUAAUUAGGAAUUAAGGAAGGACAAUUAGGUGGCAUUCAAUCAUACACAGUCAAAUAGAAAAUUAUACCCUUAAAAAAAAAAAAUAUUAUUUUAAGUUCUAUCAUGUUCUUCGUUAUGUAAAAUAAAUUUUCAUUUCACAAUUUGAA